This is a messenger RNA of Penicillium mononematosum, 3804 nucleotides long. RefSeq lists its product as uncharacterized. The coding region runs from base 1 to 3804 and encodes 1267 amino acids. The record is from RefSeq and is a predicted model, not a curated record. Gene Ontology annotation, biological process: mitotic DNA damage checkpoint signaling; protein phosphorylation. Lineage: Eukaryota; Fungi; Ascomycota; Eurotiomycetes; Eurotiales; Aspergillaceae. Gene Ontology annotation, cellular component: cytoplasm; nucleus. The transcript has a single exon. Gene Ontology annotation, molecular function: protein serine/threonine kinase activity; ATP binding.
AUGGCCAUCUCUGUUUCCAACUCCUGUAGCCCGACGCGGCUGGCUUUUCUGGAUGACAAAGGCGGAAAUCCGCCAAAGCAGAGCAUGUGGCACCGGUUGGGUUUGCGAAAAUUAUGGCAGGGCCGCGACGAUCAUCGAGACACGUCUGCCGGGGAGAGUCAAGACGAGAUUUCUCCCCGCCCUUCUUCUGACAACUCCCGCGCCAAACAAGACAACUUGACACGUCGACUUUCGCGAAAAGUUGGCGUCGGUCUACCACGAACCACCCCCUUUAAGCGACAGAGCUCUGAUCUCGACCGACUGGCUCCUCGGGAACCUGAUCACCGCCGUGCCCUUUCCGCCGACCGCCGCCCCUUGAGCUCCCAGAGAAGCAGGUCUCCACCGCCAACCGUAGGCCCCAGACAGUCCGCGCCCGAGGUUCAGUGGCUCGGCCCGGCGCCCACAACCACGGUCGAUGACCCCCUCGAACCCCAAUCCGAAACGAACCAUGCCGAUGAGAUUAACGAUAUCUCCGAGAAUUCGAACCCCUAUCCUGGAAUGACGACGGAUAAUUUCGACACGCCAGAGGAGGAAGAGGAUGAUCACCCAAUCGAUCUGGAUAUGGAGCUAGAACAACGGUGGAUUUUGAACCUGAGCAUGCACUUCCGAGAUGGAUCAGAGCGGGAGAAAUUCUUUGUGACGUACGCGGAGACACCGAACCGAUGGCGCCGGGUGACGAUUUCCUGCGAUUACCACGAUGCACCACCAUAUUCACUGGAGCGGGAACUGAAGGAACUACGGUAUCAACGCGAUAAGUGUGCCCGGAUCUACGAAUCCAUUCGCGAGUCCCUUCUUGCGAUCCAAUUCUAUGAAGGUGUCACAAAUCUCAGGCUCGAGACGAGCGAUGGCCGCUUACACGUUCAUGUGACUGAGGACGUAAACGAAACAAUCCCGUACCCGCCCAUCUCCAGUAUCAGGCAUUUGGUCAACGCUCCUGUCAUCCCCGAAGACUUGUUGCAUUUCGAAUCUCAUCUAUCCGGCUUCGUUUACAAAAUAAACCUGGACGGACGUUUCUAUAUCAAGAAGGAAAUACCGGGCCCCGACACUGUGGAUGAGUUCCUCUACGAGAUUAACGCUUUGCAUGCGCUGAAAGACCGCCCAAGCGUAAUCCAGGUGGAAGGAAUCGUGAUCGAUGAGUGGCGAGGCGUCGUCAAGGGCUUGCUAAUUAGCUAUGCAGAAAAGGGCGCACUGGUUGACAUUUUGUACGAGCAACGCGGGAGAACAAGCUUCACACGACGCGAGCGAUGGGCAAAGCAGAUUGUCCAGGGCCUCUGUGAGAUCCAUGAGUCGGGCUACGUGCAGGGCGAUUUCACACUCGCGAACAUCGUGGUGGAUGCGGACGACAACGCCAAAAUCAUUGAUAUCAACCGUAGGGGAUGCCCAGUGGGAUGGGAGCCCCCGGAAAUUGCCGCUAAGAUCGAGAGCAACCAGCGCAUCUCCAUGUAUAUUGGGGUCAAAACUGAUUUGUUUCAACUGGGCAUGACGCUGUGGGCAUUGGCGAUGGAGGAGGAUGAGCCUGAACGACAACCACGACCUCUUCGACUGGGCGAUGAUGCGAAUAUUCCAGACUAUUACCGACGGAUAGUGGAUAUCUGUUUAAGUCCAACUCCGCGACAUAGGCUCUCUGCGAAGGAUCUUCUCUCUAUGUUCCCCCCACUGCCGGAAGCACGGGUAUCACCACCUGUUCAGUCACUGGGAACCAUUUCCAACGAUGCUAGGCACUUGCCAAUUAGUAACUGGGCUCAGCAUCAGCCUGCUGGCCUUGGCCUGGCAUCUCCAGGGGGCAUGAUGCAGCAAAAUGAUCAUCAUUACCCUCAAAAGGAGUUUCCGGGAAAUUCGUAUGGUGAUCUGCAACACCCCAUGUUCUCUGAGACCCAUGACAUCGUCAAGCGAUCAACAAUAACUCUUGCAGAAUCCCAUGGAGACAUGGGGUUCCCAUCUAAGCCAUCUUCUUCCUCUACCUUGAAUCACCAUGAGCCUCACGACCAUGACAAGUACAUGGAUUUCUCCCGCCAUUUCAACGAUGGCUCGUUACCCUACCUACCCUCUGCCUGUCAGGACCCAGAAGCUACUCCAGUUUCUCAGACAAGGUCGAUGGGCAAUGGCUUCCACGACCACCAAGUGGAAUCACCAGUCUUCCCAAAUGAGCCUGUCUGUCUCGAAAAUAAUAAUCAGCAAGAUGAACCGAUCUGUAAUAAUUCCCGAGCUUUGCUUGGUUCUGCGCCUCCACUCCCGCAUCCAGUCAGCACAUCUCUUGUCGAGUCGCAGAAACAUGAGGCUCUGAAUCGACCGAGUCCAAAGGCUGCCGAUGACGAGGGCGACCUUGGAAUCUCAGCUUUGCCCAUCAACCCUACUUUGCGUGACUCCAGUACAUCAAGUGGCAACCACUCCACCAGUUUUUCGACAAUUCCAUCCUCAAUUAAGCAUGCAAAACAGGACGGUUUGAAUCAGCUAUGUUCAAAGGCCACCAAUGACAAAGAUGACCUUGAAUCUUCAUCUUUGCCCCUCAGCCCAACUUUCCGUGACUCUGGCGGUUUUAUCGGUCUUCAGAACGCCCCUCAAUCGGUGAAAGUUUCUCCUAUCGAGCCGCCCAAACAGAAAUAUGCGGAUUUACCAUGCGCCAACGUCGAAAACAAACCUAAAUUUACUGAGCCAUCACCCUCAUCUUCAUGUCUCUCUCUCUCGGAACUACCUAUCAGCCCUACUUUCCGUUCUUCUGGAACUUCCAUCGCCGGUCUAGGUACAACUUCAUCGCUGAAGUCUUUGCCUAUUGAACCGUCAAGGCAGGAUAACGUGGAUCAAGCACAUGCAAAGGCUACCACCUAUAUCAAGCCCAUACCCACAACACCAUCAGACGCAGCAUCUUCUCAGGCUCGCCCGGCAUCGUCUAUCAAUCCCACCCUAGCUCGCUCCAAACCUUCGCUGGAGCUUCCAAGUAUCCCUCUAUCAGUGAAACCGACUACCAUCGAGCCGCCAAAGCAGACUUGUGCGAGUUCAUCAUGCGCAAACACUGGUAUUAAAACCAAAUUUACUGAGCCAUCCCCUUCAACAUCAAGUCUGGCCGGUUCGGAAUUGCCUAUUAGCCCAACAUUCCGUUCUUCCGAGACUUCCCUCGACACUCUAAGUGCCUCUUCCUCACAAGGUCCUUUCCCUAUUGAACCGCCAAAGCCAGAGCAUGCGGUUAUGCCACGUGAGAGCGAUGUCACACCCAAGUGGCCGUCAGCAACAUCUCGAUUUUCUUCAAUGCAUAUUUCGAGCCUCCGUCACACCGGGGCUUCCAUUGGCUCACUGGGUACGUCAUUCGCAACAAGUCCAUCUGUCGUUGGGAUUGGACUUCUAAGGCGGCCAUGGGAAAAACCAUCUGCAGAUAAUCCAGAUGUCAAGUCCACAUCGACAAUGCCAUCAGGAUCAGCCCUCGGGAAUUUUACGACUUCAGGGAAGCCAGAGAACGCCGUUUCGCCGGCCGAAACAUCCCCCAUCGAACUGCAGAGGAAUGAACCUUUGGGCCAAUGCAGCUCGAAGACAGCCGGUAUCAAGCCUGCACAAACGAAUCCAUUGAACUCCAACCCGAAUUUGCUGGGUUCGAAGUUGCCCAUCAGCCCUGCUCAUCCAAAUCCAAAGCCUAGUGGCACUUAUUCCGGGGUCGAGAUGGCACGCCCUGUUCAUGGCCCACCUUCAACUCAGACCAAACCGAGCAUUUCGAGCCAGACACGUUUCUCGAAUCAAAUCCAGUCACCGACCUAUCCUGCACGAACAACUUCGUGA